This is a messenger RNA of Eublepharis macularius, 6183 nucleotides long. It is a transcript of the gene PLCL1, whose product is annotated as phospholipase C like 1 (inactive). The transcript is spliced from 6 exons. NCBI's taxonomy places the organism in Eukaryota, Metazoa, Chordata, Lepidosauria, Squamata, Eublepharidae. The record is from RefSeq and is a predicted model, not a curated record. Gene Ontology annotation, biological process: lipid metabolic process; intracellular signal transduction. Gene Ontology annotation, molecular function: phosphatidylinositol-4,5-bisphosphate phospholipase C activity. Bases 130 to 3123 code for a protein of 997 amino acids.
GUCGCCCCGGCCGCCGACCUGGAAGCCCAGAUCCUGGACGCCGCCCGCGCCACCCCCCGGCGGAGCAGCAUCAUUAAGGACCCUGCAAACCAAAAAUGUGGAAGGAAGAAGACAGUAUCUUUCAGCAGCAUGCCAUCAGAGAAGAAAAUAAGCAGCGCAAGUGACUGUAUCAGCUUUAUGCAAGCUGGCUGUGAACUCAAGAAAGUCCGACCGAGCUCCCGUAUUUAUAACAGAUUUUUUACUCUUGACCCUGAUUUGCAAGCACUUCGCUGGGAACCGUCUAAGAAAGAUGUUGAGAAAGCUAAACUUGAAAUUUCUGCUGUAAAAGAGAUCCGGUUAGGUAAAAACACUGACACGUUUAGGAACAAUGGCCUUGCAGAUCAGAUUUCAGAAGACUGUGCCUUUUCUAUCAUUCACGGGGAGAAUUAUGAGUCGCUAGACCUGGUUGCCAAUUCAGCAGAUGUGGCCAACAUUUGGGUGUCCGGUUUGAGGUACCUGGUUUCUCGUAGCAAACAAGCGUUGGAUUUGAUAGACGGUCAUCAGAAUACUCCCCGGUUUGCAUGGCUUAGAUCUGUGUUCGAAGCGGCAGAUGUUGAUGGCAAUGGGAUCAUGUUGGAAGAUACAGCGGUAGAAUUGAUAAAACAACUCAACCCUGCCUUAAAGGAGUCAAAGAUCAGGUUAAAAUUUAAGGAAAUCCAGAGGAGCAAAGAGAAGCUGACAACCCGUGUAACACAGGAGGAAUUUUGUGAAGCGUACACUGAACUUUGCACUAGACCAGAAGUUUAUUUUUUGCUUGUGCAGAUCUCUAAAAAUAAAGAAUACCUGGAUGCAAAUGACCUCAUGCUUUUUUUAGAAGCUGAGCAAGGAGUGAUGCACAUAACUGAAGAAAUGUGUCUUGAUAUUAUUCACAGGUAUGAAUUUUCUGAGGAAGGACAGUUGAAGGGUUUUCUUGCAAUUGACGGAUUUACCCAGUACUUGUUGUCCCCAGAAUGUGAUAUUUUUGAUCCCGAGCAUCAAAAGGUUGUCCAAGACAUGACUCAGCCUUUAUCACAUUACUAUAUCAAUGCAUCUCACAAUACGUACCUAGUAGAAGACCAAGUACGAGGGCCAGCAGAUAUCAACGGUUAUGUCAGGGCGUUGAAGAUGGGCUGUAGAAGUAUUGAGCUGGAUGUUUGUGAUGGUCCUGAUGACGAGCCCAUCAUUUGCAACCGCAAUAGCAUGACAUCUUCUCUUGCCUUUCGCCACGUCAUCGAGGUAAUCAACAAAUUAGCUUUUGUUUCUUCCGAGUACCCUCUCAUUCUCUGCUUAGGAAACCAUUGUUCUGUAGAACAACAGAAGGUGAUGGUUCUGCAGCUGAGGAAGGUCUUUGGAAACAAGCUUUACACAGAUACUCCAUUAUCGUCAGAAGCAUACCUCCCAUCCCCAGAGAAAUUAAAAAUGAAGAUCAUCAUUAAAGGGAAAAAGUUGCCAUACGGUCAGGAUUUGCUAGAGGGUGAGGUUACAGAUGAGGAUGAAGAAGCUGAAAUUUCUCGAAGAAUGUCAGAAGAAUCCUUGUGGGAACCAAAGACGACCUGGUUAUGUAAGGGGCUCUCUGAUAUGGUGUCUAUAUGCAAAUCUGUCAAGUUCACAGAUUUUGAGAGCUCCAUGAAAAGCCAGAACUAUUGGGAAAUCUGCUCCUUCAGUGAAUCAGAAGCUAGUAAAAUUUCAAAUGAGUAUCCAGAGGACUUUGUAAACUACAACAAGAAAUUUCUGUCUAGAAUAUACCCUAGUGCCAUGAGAAUAGAUUCCAGUAACGUAAACCCGCAAGAUUUUUGGAAUUGUGGCUGCCAAAUAGUAGCAAUGAACUAUCAAACACCAGGACCAAUGAUGGAUUUACAUACGGGAUGGUUUCUACAAAAUGGGGGCUGUGGUUAUGUCCUUAGACCUUCUGUUAUGCGAGAAGAGGUCUCAUAUUUUAGUGCAAAUACAAAAGGCAUCGUUCCAGGGGCCUCUCCUCAAGUUUUACACGUCAAAAUCAUCAGCGGUCAAAAUUUUCCAAAGCCCAAAGGAGCAUGUGCCAAAGGGGAUGUGAUAGAUCCCUAUGUGUGUAUUGAAGUCCAUGGUAUUCCCGCAGACUGUGCGGAACAGAGAACUAAAACGGUUCAGCAGAACACCGAUAACCCUAUUUUUGACGAGAGCUUUGAGUUCCAGAUCAAUCUGCCCGAACUUGCCAUGAUCCGUUUUGUAGUACUAGAUGAUGAUUAUAUUGGUGAUGAAUUCAUCGGCCAAUAUACUGUCCCCCUGGAAUGCCUACAGCCUGGCUAUCGGCACGUACCGUUGCGUUCCUUUGUGGGAGAAAUCAUGGAACAUGUGACGCUUUUUGUUCACAUUGCAAUAACCAACCGAAGUGGUGGAGGGAAGGCCCAAAAGCGCAGUCUGUCCGUGAGAAUUGGGAAAAAAACAAGAGACUAUACCAUGCUGCGGAACACCAGCCUUAAAACCAUAGAUGACAUCUUCAAACUCGCAGUCCAUCCCUUAGGAGAGGCCACUGACAUGAGGGACAACAUGCAGAAUGCGAUUGUAUCUGUUAAAGAGCUCUGUGGACUCCCGCCAAUCACCAGUCUGAAGCAAUGCAUUUUGACCCUGUCCUCGCGGUUGGUGAAUAGUGACAAUGUCCCCUCCGUGGCUCUCAACAUGAAAGACAACUUUCCGUACCUGGAACCUCUGGGGACACUAACUGAUGUGCAGAAGAAGGUCCUAGCUGCUUAUGACCUGAUGAUUCAAGAGAGCAAGCUUCUGAUAGAAACAGCAGACGCUGUUUAUGACAAGAUUGUUCAGUGCCAGAAAACAGGAAUGGAAUUCCACGAAGAGCUUCAUAACCUGGGAACGAAGGAAGGUCUAAAAGGGAGAAAGCUCAGCAAAGCCAUUGAAAGUUUUGCAUGGAAUAUCACUGUGCUUAAGGGCCAAGGCGAUCUCUUGAAGAAUGCCAAGAACGAAGCCCUCGAGAACAUGAAGCAGAUCCAGCUGGCUUGUUUGUCAUGUGGACUGAGCAGAGCGGGCAGUGGAGCCGUGGACGCCAAGUCUAAGCGCUCCCUCGAGGCGAUCGAAGAAAAGGAGACGGGGGAUGAGAACGGGAGACUGUGAAUGAAGCCGGAGCGGUCUGCAAUGUCCUGUGAUUCAAUAGCUCCCAAUUAUUUUUUUAAAGCCUUUAAAACACAGAUCACACUAGAAUGCCCUCUCCAGGCUGCCAGCAGUAUUAAAAAUCCUCACGAUGCCUGUGUUUUUAUCGUAGUUCAUUUAUCUAAGUUUAGACUCUGGCAAUGACAUUUCUAAUGAAUCCAUGGCCUGUGUGUGUCUGUUUGUGUGAGGAGACCCUGCCAAAGCUCUACCAUGAGCUCCCUCCUUAGCUCUUUUCCUUAUUUAUUAUUUUAGCAUCCUCGGUCAGGUUUUUAUCAUUCUUAAGCUUUGAGCAGAGAAAGGAAAGAAUGCAUUGAUUUUAUGCUCCCGUGUAACAGGUUGGUGUCCUGAAUGACAAGUUCUAAUGCAGCGUAGCCCUUCAAAUGCUGUUAGAUGGAUUUUAAUCAGCAAAAAGAAACCCUGCCUUCUUUUAUUGGACCAGAUUAAUAAUGGAUUCCUCAGCAUAGUAGGCCAUAAUAAAUAAUUGAUUGGCGCAUUAAAUUAAGUUGAUGAAAUAUUAAACAGCCAGAAUUUUUGAAGGAUUGCAGUUGGAUUUCUGGUGAAUAUUCCAUUGACUCCUCACCCCCAUCAUAGACUGAAAUGCAUUCAUGGAAUACAUAUUAAUGCUAGAAACAGGUGAGAGUUUCAUUCAUGAAAUUCCGGGCUAGGUUUGAGCUCUGCAGAACAUGCAUAGCAAAGGGCCGAGGGAUUUUUUAGUAUUGAGGCUUCGCGAGCCCUAACAGUGAUCUUUAGUAAUUAUGGAGUAUUUCCUGGUGCCGUUAUCGGAAGGAAGAUUAGGCACGCUGCAAGCUUGAGUGAAACUUCACUCCGCUUUCUUUUUAUGCGUGAAUUACUCUGCGUAACAGCAAGGACCGCUUUUCACAGUACUGCGGCUCCAGCACCCUCUGUCGAGUCACAUGUGUGAAGUGUCAGAAAAAGUAACAUGCGAGUGGCAACCUUGGCUGUUUGAGCAGCAGAAAAACUUGGGACUUGCAAGCCUCCGGCCACUCUUUUGCCAUUCUUGAGCCUUCGGUCUUCAUGAUACAUACUGUCAUUCUCUCAGCAUUUCUUUUGUGUAUCUUCACAGAUUACUGCAAAGGGUGAGAACUUCUCUAAGUCCUUAAAAUGUAAAAAGAUCAGCAGUCUUAAAGCAAAGAGUUAAGAGCCUUAUUUUAUUAUGUCCAAGGGCAAGUUUGCACAGCCAGGUUGGGUUGGGUUGAGCAGACCAGGGUUGAGAGGCAUUUGUGGCCAAGCUGUCAUGUGACUUCUUCACAAUACUUCACAUGACCAUGCUUAUUUUGUGAAGUGCCUUGAGCAUCGAAGGUGCUGUCUGAACAGCAAAUUUCCCAUGUUGUUGCCAGAGAGGCGCUGAGUUGCAGGACAGUAAAUAUGGGCUGUCAGGGCUCGCUGCAGACGCCGCUGGGCGGGGUGCUGGCAUGCCUGGCUCCGACUUCAGGGAGUGUGAGGGAUACUGCAGGACCCUGCUCUGUGGAAGGAGGGACGGUAUACCUCACCCUGACUCCCUCUCAGUCCACUCGCUGGCCUGCUCAACCUGACCCCAUCACCACUCUUACUGUCCUCCAUCUCCUGCUUCAUUAACUUGCCUCCUCACAUUCUUUUGCUUCUCUCCACUCCUCCUACACAACCCACCAUGCCAUGUGGGUGGACUUCCCUUAUAUCCUGCCCCUCAUCCCAGGCUCCACCUACCAGGCCACACCCCUCUUGCCUUCCAGCAGUGGCCUGGGCUGCCUCAAGCCGUUGCAGCUGGGGUAACUAAUUUGGCUGCGUUGGACAGCUACAGCUGUGCUUUCUUGGCUGGCUGCCAAGUUUCCUCUGUUCUGAACUUCCAAUAGCCUCAGCUGAUCUCUGUUACUCCCUUCCUCCCUGUUUGCAGCUUGGGGCGUGGCCCUGUGCUGCUUCUGCUGUCCCGACGGUAAGGUAGCUGUCUGGCUGGCUGCCCCUAUUUCUUGUACUUUCUCCCUCUGUCCUGGCCCCCUCCUGGCUGUCCUUACUUCCCCUGUCAGGGCCCUUAGUCUCCUACUGGAGGGUGGGGCUGGCUGGCUUCCACCUCCUCCUUCUGAUCCUCUGGGGUUCGGGAGCUGCUCCACCUUCCUGUGGCUGGGUUGCCUCUUUCUCCCCUAGGGCUUGGGCAAGGGCUUCCAGUACCUCUACCCCCUUGUAGGCACACCUUGUAGGUGUGGGUUUCUGUUGCCCUUUGGGGUGGGGUUGGGUGGCAUGCCCCUGGCUGGUCUCUCCCUCUGGCUCCCUUUUCCCUUCCCUUUCUGCUGGCUGGAGCUGCACCCCCUCCCAGGGGCUUCCUGCGCCUGCCACUGGCAUCCCAUCAGCUUUCAGGUAAGGGGGCUGGGGCAAGUCCGGGGUGCUUCAGGUGCUCAACCCCGGACACGGACCAUUUGUAGUUGUACUGAAUCAGUCAAGCACACAACAAAGCUCGACUCUGAUCUGCUCAAAUCUCGUCAACCCACCGUUUUGAUUGUCUGAAUUAGUCCAAAAGCAUGAAAUCUGAAGCUACCACAACAGAAUUAUCAAGAAAUCCCAUAGCAGAAACAGGCUAGCUUGAGAAACUGAAUGGCUACCAGGAGCUAUCAAUAUCACCUUCCAUAAAAUCCUGUGGAAAUGGUGAGUAUAGUGAGGGUUCUGCUGUCCUCGAUUUGGAUAUUCAUGCAGAAGCUGGAGAUCAGCUACCAAAAAAUUAGUCUCCCAUCUUGUGGUGUCUGGCUUAAAUAGUUUUAAUGGCAUUCUGACAUUUCAGUCUUUCCAAUGCUUGAAUAUGUAUUUGCGUUACCUCUACUAGAAAUGAGUGUUGUAUGGAUAGAAGGAGACUAUAUUUAUUUAAAGCAUUGCUUUUAUUUUGAAAAGCUGUUUUUAAAAUUAAUUUGAUUAACAGAUGUGCUGAUGUUUUCUCAAUAAGCCAAUUGUUGAAAGUUUGAAAAACUUAUAUGCAUUAAGUUAUUUUUUUUCUUUUUUCUUAACACUAUUCUGUUCAUGUUGCACAUUUCUGAGAGUAAA